AUGGGAUGUUGUUAAAGUAUGCAAGAGGAAAAUAAUUAAGAUUAUUUGCAAAGUUUUGUUCCUAAAGAUCUUAAUAAUUUUAGCUUUAAUUCAAGCAGUAAAUUUUAAUAAUAAUCGCAUUAAUCAAUAGAAUUUAGAAAGUUUGAAGAAAUAAAAAAUUAAUUAAGAAUUAAAUAAAUAUUCGAAUAAGAAAUUAAUAUUGAAAAUAAAAGUAUAAUAAAGAAAUCAAAUGAGGAUUUUUUUACAAAAUAUAGAAUAGGAAAGUUUUUAGGUUAAGGUGGAUUUGGUAUUGUAUGUGUAGCAAUAAAUAGAUAAACUAGUUUUAAAAGGGCAGUUAAAAUGAUAAAUAAAUAAAGAAUUAAAAAAAUUGACGAAUGGAAAUUAUUAUAAGAAUUAUAAAUUAUGUAAGAAAUAGACCAUCCUAAUAUAUUGAAAGUAUUAGAACACUAUGAAGAUACUUAACAUCAUUAUUUUGUUACAGAAUUAUUGUAUGGAGGUGAUUUAUUUGAUAAAAUUGUAGAACAUAAAGCUUUUUCUGAACAAUAGGCAUCUGAAUAUAUGAAAUAAAUAAUAUCAGCAGUUUCUUAUCUUCAUUCAUUAAAUAUUGUACAUAGAGAUUUAAAACCAGAAAAUAUAUUAUUUGCUAAAAAAAAUUACAUAGAUUUUAAAAAUCAUUGA
Messenger RNA from Ichthyophthirius multifiliis, 678 nucleotides. Its product is annotated as protein kinase domain protein. The transcript has 6 exons. Lineage: Eukaryota; Ciliophora; Oligohymenophorea; Hymenostomatida. The record is from RefSeq and is a predicted model, not a curated record. Gene Ontology annotation, molecular function: ATP binding; protein serine/threonine kinase activity. Gene Ontology annotation, cellular component: cytoplasm; nucleus. Gene Ontology annotation, biological process: mitotic DNA damage checkpoint signaling; protein phosphorylation.